Molecule: messenger RNA, 2783 nt
Organism: Sceloporus undulatus (fence lizard)
Lineage: Eukaryota; Metazoa; Chordata; Lepidosauria; Squamata; Phrynosomatidae
Product: interleukin-8-like
Exons: 4
Coding region: 98-397 (99 amino acids)
Biological process (GO): inflammatory response; cellular response to lipopolysaccharide; antimicrobial humoral immune response mediated by antimicrobial peptide
Cellular component (GO): extracellular region
Molecular function (GO): CXCR chemokine receptor binding; chemokine activity
Source: RefSeq, a predicted model, not a curated record
GAAAUAAAUAGAAGCCUCUUGCCUACCAAAGGUCCAUUCAACAAGAAUUAAGGACUGCUUCCAUUCUGGAAGAGUGGAGCUGACAACUAAAGCCAAAAUGCAAUCUCACCGUCUUAUCAUCCUUUGGGUGCUGUUUCUUGCCUGUCAUAUAACUGUUGCCAAUAUCUUUGACCCUACAAUUAGCUUAUCCUGCAAGUGUUCAAGAGUGACGUACCGAUUCAUCCAUCCUAACAAAUAUGCAAGAGUGGAAAUCUUUCCUGCUGGAAUCACCUGCAAGAACAUGGAAAUAAUAAUCACGCUGAAGAGAGGAAACAACAAAGUGUGUAUUGAUCCUCAGUCUAGAUGGGUGAAGAAUUUAGUGAAGGUGAUGGAAAACACGAAUGAAGCUUCUUCUUGAAAUGCACCAAGGUCUGAGAUGUUCCAGGAAGCAUAGAUAACUCACAAAUCCCAAAUGUGAAAUGCAAUUUCUUCCUUCCUUUUUGCUUUUUUCAUUAAUUCUGCCUUGGAGAACAAUGCUACUGAUCACGUAACUGUUUCAGCGUCCAUUAGAACCCAGUUAGGCUGUGCUUGCCCUGCUGAAAAUCUGCAAUUCCAAUGCAUCUUCUCAUACCAUGUGUGCCUAUGCCCAAUAUGUAUCUCAUCCUAAGGUCAAUCAUUAAACAAUUCUCCAUAUUAGGGCUGCAAAAGACAUCUGUUUGCCCCUGUAACUGUGGAAACAGUAGUGCAAAUACAAUUUCAUGAGGACAUUUCUUCUAGCCUGCUCUGCUCACCCAUAGGUCUAAAAUGCUGAAAGGAAGAGAGAGAGAGAGAGAGAAUGCCAUUAUAAAGCCUCAGCAGUGCAGCCCCGUUUUAAGGCAAGGGCUGGGUCUUGGAAACUUUUCCAAAACUCAGACUUGCCUUCCAUGUAUUUUCCUUAUCAAACAAGAGGAAAAAGAGAGGCCAGAGUACAGUCAUUCCUCUGUAUCCACAGAUUUUUUUAUUCACCAGUUCAAGAAUCCAUAGGUUGAAAAUAUUUUUAAUAAGUAUAAAUUGCCAAUAGCAAAUCUUGAUUUUGCCAUUUUAUAUAAGAGACACCAUUUUACUAUGCCAUUGUAUUUAAUGGGACUUGAGUAUCAAUGGGUUUAGUUAUCCACAGGAGGGUCCUGGAACCAAACCCCAGCCAGUAGAUACCAAGGGCCCACUUGGUAUUCCCAAGUGACACUAGGCAUCUGUUUGCACACACAUUCUGGUAUGCUUCUUGGUGCCAACACUGCUGACACCAGUCACUCCCUCUGAGAUCAGAAUAAGGGACCCAAGGUCAAUCACAUGGCUGGAGUUUUGUUCUGGCUUCAGAGGGAGCGAUUCAUGCCGGUGUCAACAUAGCAGGAUGAAUGUGCAAACAGCCACCCAGUGUCACUCUGGAGGACUUGGAAUUUUCUUGGAAAAUCUGGAGCAAAUGGUGAGUUUAUUUAAGUGGUUUUAAGGGAUAUGGUGGCUCAAGUGGUUAAGAUGCUGACUCUGUUGAUUGCAAGAUUGGCAGGUUGACAGUUCGAGGCCUGGGUGCCACACGAUGGGGAGAGCUCCCAUCACUAGUCCCAUCUUCUACCAACCUAGCAGUUCGAAAGCAUGCAAGUGCAAGUAGAUAAAUAGGUAUCACUCUGGUGAGGAAUUAAACAGCAUUCUGUGCAAUCAUGCUGGCCAAAUGAUUAGAGUCAUCCCUGAACAGAGCGCAGUUUUCUUGCCUUAAACAGAGUACAGAAACACCAUUCCUUUGGAUCAUACCUUCCAGAAUGCCCCAUCCAGCAAGAAACAAAAACAAUAUGGCAACCUCUUUCCUAUUCUGUGUACAAAAACAGCUGCACUGGCACUUGAAUCUUUCUUCAUGAUGGAGGGCAUCUUCCAUCAUAGCUGAAAGCCACAGGGUAGUUCAGGGAGAUGUUCAAGUAAGAGGUGUAGCUAUGGGGGUGUGCAUGCCAAAUGAUGACAUUUCUGUCCCCUAAAUGAAAAUUUCUUUCAUUCCCCGAAUUUCUAGGAUUGCCAUGAGUGACACACUGAAAAUGGUUCACAGCUAGAACGCUUCUCUUUGCUGUGCUCACAUUCCCUUGGGAACUUUGUGUUCCCCCUUUCUUUGGUGCCUGAACUCUAUUGUUUAAAGAGUUUUAAGUUACUACAAUUCUGGAAAUUUGGAGACUGAAUGACAAUUUCAUUUGCAAAGGCGCUAUUCUUAUAUGGGGAGGCAAUGCCCUCAUCCUGUCCCUUUAGCUACACCUCUGGGUUCAAGAAAAAACUGUUUGGCACACGCCUCUCUCCAAAUCUUGGUGCUGCCUCCCAGCAUCUGUGCCACCUGAGGAAAGCAGUUCACUCCAUCUGACUGUAGGGUCGGCACUCUUGAAAAAUUGCUGGGAUAAAGGAAGUAUCAAGGAGGAAAGUUCAGAUGCAGUUUAGCAUGCCCUGCAUAUCUACAUUCUCUUAUAUCUAUUUGGCAUUCUAAAACAUAGAUCUCUCGGCUGUAAGACUGUGAUAGGAAAGGUUAUUUUGCAUCGUUUAGUAAGACAAAUAAUUGCUUUCUAGAAGAAAUAUUUAAAAUCUCUUUUAAGUAUUGCAAGAACAGGGAUUGAAAAAAUUAAACUAAUGAACAACAAUCUCUUGUGAUAAAUGAUUUCUUAAAAAAAGACCUACGCUAUUGUAUUUUAUUCUUGGCUCUUAUAUUCUCUCUGUGAAACCUUAAAAAUGUGAACAAAAUCAAAUGUGAUGCUAAACUGUUUUGUGGGUUUUUUUUUGUAAAUUUCUGUAAUAAAAUUGAA